Microcebus murinus (gray mouse lemur) is the source of this 942-nucleotide messenger RNA. Its product is annotated as olfactory receptor 6M1-like. Gene Ontology annotation, biological process: G protein-coupled receptor signaling pathway. The record is from RefSeq and is a predicted model, not a curated record. Gene Ontology annotation, molecular function: G protein-coupled receptor activity; olfactory receptor activity. Lineage: Eukaryota; Metazoa; Chordata; Mammalia; Primates; Cheirogaleidae. Gene Ontology annotation, cellular component: membrane.
AUGCAAAAUCAGACUGUGGUGACUGAAUUUACCCUGACUGCCUUUCCCCUUCUUUGGAAGCUUCAGAUUGCCCUUUUUGUGGUCCUCUUGUUUACUUACAUGCUGACUCUAGCAGGAAAUAUUGUCAUCAUUUCCCUAAUAUGGGCUGAUUGUCGCCUCCAAUCCCCAAUGUACUUUUUCCUCAGUAAUUUGUCAUUUUUGGACAUUUUAUACACUACUUCAGUUACUCCAAAGCUGUUAGCUUGUCUCCUGGAGGAGAUAAAGACCAUAUCCUUUGCUGGCUGCAUCACCCAAACAUAUUUCUUCUUUUUCUUGGGGACAGUGGAGUUUAUCCUCUUGGCAGUGAUGUCCUUUGACCGCUAUGUGGCCAUCUGUAACCCCCUGCGCUACACCAUCAUCAUGAACAGCAGAGUUUGCCUUCUGCUGGUCCUGGGCUGCUGGGUGGGAGCCUUCCUGUCCGUGUUGUGCCCAACUGUUGUGGUGUCCAGAUUGCCUUUUUGUUAUAAGGAAAUUAGUCACUUCUUCUGUGACAUUGCUCCUCUGCUACAGGCAGCCUGUAUAGACACUCAUUUCAUCCAGAUGAUAAACUUCCUCUUAUCUACUCUCAUCCUCCUGACCUCACUGGUGCUCACCAUUGUGUCCUACACCUACAUCAUUUCUACCAUCUUGCACAUCCCCUCAGCCCAAGGACGGCAGAAGGCCUUUUCCACCUGUGCUUCUCACAUCACUGUCGUUUCCAUUGCCUACGGGAGCAACAUCUUCAUGUAUGUGAGGCCCAGCCAGAGUCACUCACUGGAUUUUGACAAGGUGACAGCUGUCCUCACCACAAUGGUGACCCCUCUUCUGAAUCCCUUCAUUUACAGUUUAAGAAAUGAAAAGGUAAAGGAAGUCUUGAAAGAAGCAAUCAACAAAAUUAUGUCCUUAUUGCACAAGAGAACUUGA